AUGGUACCAUUAACACACAUGGAACGAAAUUCAACAUAUUACUGUUCGGAGUUUACUCUUCAAAUUAGAUAUGAAUUAGAAUUUCAACAACUUGAACAUUAUGAUUUAAGUCAAUCAUAUGAACAACCAUUAAUGAGUAAGCGUUUGCAGAGACAAGAAGAGUCAGCAUUACCACAACUACCAUAUUUCUAUUCUUUGUGGAAAACAUCAUCGAUUCUUCCACGUUUAAUGACACCAUGCGAACAUCAAGUAUAUGUUCACUUAAUGAAAACAUUUGAUGAAAUAUGUCGAAAAAACGAUAUAGAAUAUAUGAUUACUUAUGGUACUUUAUUAGGAUCAUACAGAAACCACGACAUAUUACCAUAUGACGAUGAUGUCGAUGUAUUGAUUCACGUUAAGUAUUAUUCACGCUUAUCAAAAAUUAACAAAUUAUCUAAUAAUACGGAUUGGAAAUUUUACCUCAAGUCACCUAAAAAUAUGAAAUUUUAUUUUCGUGCAUCUCCAUCGGCUGGAAUUUAUAAAUGGAAAUGGCCAUUUAUUGGUAUUGUUUUUUAUACAGAUAAUAGUACACAUAUUAAAUCACAUAUCUACAUUAGAAAAGACAUAAUAUUUCCAUUAGUGUUACGUCCAAUCGCUGGCCUUUGGUUACCUGGACCGCGUAGUGUUCAGAAAUUGUUCGAAGAAAUAUCAAAAUAUUAUUAUUCCAAUUUUUCGAUCGAUAAAAAAUGUUACUUACAACCAUAUUCGCAUCGAGAAGAGAGAAGAAAAUAUACACGGAAAACUGUUCUUUGUAAGAAACUACAUAAUGCUUAUCCGUAUAUUCGACGAACUUGUGAAGGAGAAUACUGUCAUGAACAUUAUAUGUUAAAUAACGAAACAACAUUGUACGUUCUGAAAAUGAUUAAAGAUUAA
Molecule: messenger RNA, 912 nt
Organism: Rotaria sordida
Lineage: Eukaryota; Metazoa; Rotifera; Eurotatoria; Philodinida; Philodinidae
Source: the annotation of a GenBank genome assembly